Molecule: messenger RNA, 4644 nt
Organism: Suricata suricatta (meerkat)
Lineage: Eukaryota; Metazoa; Chordata; Mammalia; Carnivora; Herpestidae
Gene: DDHD2
Product: DDHD domain containing 2
Exons: 18
Coding region: 280-2427 (715 amino acids)
Cellular component (GO): COPII-coated ER to Golgi transport vesicle
Molecular function (GO): protein binding; metal ion binding; triacylglycerol lipase activity
Source: RefSeq, a predicted model, not a curated record
CUCCUCGCCCCAUCCAUCGCUACCACCCGCGGUCCCCGUCGCCACCUCACCUUUGCUCUUUGAAGUCCGGCCGGCCGCUCACCAGCUGGGAGCGCAGUGGAGCCCGGUGUUGGGCACGAGCCUGGCGGGGCCGCAGGCUCCGCCCUGCUCCGCCCCGCUCCGCCUGGGCUCUGGGGAAAGGCCGCCGCGGGGACAUGUGCCCCCCUCAGCGAGGGCCGGAGAGUGUGAAAGGCAGCCGGGCAGCCAGGUGAGCCCGCGACGGCUUGUUGAGAGAACGAAAUGUCAUCAGUGGAGUCACACCAGGAACAAUUGUCCCAGUCGGAUCCAUCUCCGUCCCCAAACUCAUGUAGUUCCUUUGAGCUACUAGACAUGGAUGCUGGCAGUUUGUAUGAACCAGUUUCUCCUCAUUGGUUUUAUUGUAAAAUAAUAGAUUCUAAGGAGACAUGGAUUCCUUUUAACUCUGAGGAUUCACAGCAGCUGGAAGAGGCCUAUGGUUCUGGAAAAGAUUGCAAUGGGAGAGUUGUCCCCACUGAUGGGGGCAGAUAUGAUGUGCAUUUGGGGGAGAGGAUGCGGUAUGCUGUGUACUGGGAUGAGCUAGCCUCAGAAGUGAGACGAUGUACCUGGUUUUACAAGGGAGACAAAGAUAAUAAGUAUGUUCCCUACUCUGAGAGCUUCAGCCAAGUAUUAGAGGAAACUUACAUGCUUGCUGUAACUCUGGAUGAAUGGAAAAAGAAACUGGAAUCUCCUAACAGAGAAAUUAUUAUAUUACACAAUCCAAAGCUUAUGGUGCAUUACCAGCCAGUUGCAGGAUCUGAUGAAUGGGGUUCGACACCCACUGAACAGGGUCGACCAAGAACAGUGAAGAGAGGGGUUGAGAACAUCUCUGUUGACAUUCAUUGUGGAGAGCCUUUACAAAUAGAUCACUUGGUUUUUGUAGUCCAUGGGAUUGGACCAGCUUGUGAUCUCCGCUUUCGAAGCAUUGUUCAGUGUGUUAAUGAUUUUCGCAGUGUUUCCUUGAACCUACUACAGACACAUUUUAAGAAAGCCCAAGAAAAUCAGCAGAUUGGGAGGGUAGAAUUUCUUCCAGUCAACUGGCAUAGUCCUUUGCAUUCUACUGGUGUAGAUGUAGAUCUGCAGCGAAUAACUCUGCCCAGCAUUAACCGCCUAAGGCACUUCACCAAUGACACAAUUCUGGAUGUCUUCUUCUACAAUAGCCCCACCUACUGUCAGACUAUUGUGGACACAGUUGCUUCUGAAAUGAACCGAAUAUAUAAGCUUUUUCUGCAGAGGAACCCUAAUUUCAAAGGGGGUGUAUCCAUUGCUGGUCAUAGUUUAGGUUCGCUUAUAUUGUUUGAUAUCCUAACAAAUCAGAAAGAUUCUUUGGGGGAUAUUGACAGUGAAAAGGAUGCACCAAAUACUGCCAUGGAUCAAGGAGACACACUGACACUAGAGGAGGAUUUGGAGAAACUUCAACUCUCUGAAUUCUUUAGUAUCUUUGAGAAGGAGAAAGUAGAUAAGGAAGCACUGGUUUUAUGUACAGACAAAGAUCUUCAGGAAAUGGGAAUUCCCCUAGGACCAAGAAAGAAGAUAUUAAACUACUUUAGGACCAGAAAAAAUUCAGCGGGUAUUAAUAGACCAACUCUGAAGCCAGCUUCAGGGAUGAAUAUAUCUAACAUCACCAAAGAAUUGGAGUUUUGCAAUAAAACAGAUGCUACUGGAAAUGGUGACUAUCCGGAUGUUGGCAUUGGGCAGGUGUCUGUAAAAUACCCCCGGCUCAUCUACAAACCAGAAAUAUUUUUUGCCUUUGGCUCGCCCAUUGGAAUGUUCCUUACUGUCCGAGGACUAAAAAGAAUUGACCCCAACUAUAAAUUUCCAACAUGCAAAGGUUUCUUCAAUAUUUAUCACCCUUUUGAUCCUGUGGCCUAUAGAAUUGAACCAAUGGUGGUCCCAGGAGUGGAAUUUGAACCAAUGCUGAUCCCACAUCAUAAAGGCAGGAAGCGUAUGCACUUAGAACUGAGAGAGGGUUUGACCAGGAUGAGUAUGGACCUUAAGAAUAACUUGUUAGGUUCACUGCGGAUGGCCUGGAAGUCUUUUACCAGAGCUCCAUACCCGGCCUUACAAGCUUCAGAAACUACAGAAGAAACAGAAGCAGAAUUGGAAUCAAGUUCAGAGAAGCUAAGUGAUGUUCACACAGAAGAGACCAAUGUGGCAGUUAAAGAAGAAGUCCCACCCAUCAAUGUGGGAAUGCUGAAUGGAGGCCAGCGCAUCGACUAUGUGCUACAAGAGAAGCCUAUUGAAAGUUUUAAUGAAUAUUUAUUUGCUUUACAAAGCCAUCUGUGCUACUGGGAAUCUGAAGAUACAGUAUUGCUGGUCCUCAAAGAAAUCUACCAAACCCAGGGCAUCUUCCUUGAUCAGCCUUUACAGUAAAAAUCAACUAUGUAUGGCUACUUAAUACAGACACUGAAGGAUCCUUCCCCAGAAAUCCACCUGCUUAUUGCUGCGGUUUUCCUCUCCUCAGCCACGCCAUUUCCUGCAUGUUGCCUGCCACUUACCACUGGGGUCUUUGGAAGAUAAUCUUUUUCGGAAAUGAGUGGAAAAGCAAAGGGAAGACCCUAAUACUUUUUACCACUGGCUUCAUAUAAGCACUUGCCAUUCUUCAUAGUGGGGCUUGUUUGCAUCUUUAAUUCUUCAGUGACAGGUGCCACCCAUUAUUGCUUAUUCCUUGAGACAGUAGAAAGUCUGUUUUGAGUUUUACUUAUUUUGGCUUGGGUAGAAAUUUUUCUAGGAGAUUAUUGCUUAUCUUUAGAAAAUGCUCUGGUUUGGAAACAGGCUCUGGAGAUUCACAAGGCAUUUUGGGAUUCUGUCUGUCUCAUUGGUGUUCUCUGCACUUGAAGGAAGUGGGUGUGUAAAAGACUGUUGGCCAAAUUCUUUUGGGUCCGCUUUUCUUUCCUACAAGUACUGUGUGAAGGACCAAGAGUUACUGUUAACUUUCCCCAGCUGACAGUGGAUCAGAGGCCUCACUGAUGCUGUUCAGUGUUUUCACGGCUGCUGGAGCUGCUCUCAGAGUCUAAAGUGGAUAGUUUAGUUCACAUUAGAUGCAUCUUUAUAAAGCAAAGAUGUUGUAUAUCUUAGACCUGUCCUUUUAUAUCAUGCCUCAAAUUAGGAGACUCUAGAUGAAAUCUGACUUAGUUUUCGGAUAGUAGCUUCUUUCUUAAGUUGAUGGCAAAGUUAUAAAAGCUGAAAGACCUGAAAUCACACAGCCUUGACAGGCUGCUUUGAUUAUAAAUAAACAUCUUUCAGGAGUACAUUUAUGGUGAAAUAGAAUCUGUGAUGGUCAACCACCAUACCCACUUGGGUGAAGGUAGUAUUGUGCAUCCUCUCUGAAAACGUUUUGUAAAUGCCGUUGCUUUCCUAGGUACCCAGAAUCCAGCACGUGUAUGAGAAGCCUCGUGGCGCAGGCAGUGCUGGUUGGGCAGGUCGGUGUGGCUAGGGGAAGUGUUUCUUACUCUGAAAGGAAAACCGAUGCCUGUAGGGGCCAAGGAACAGCUCCUGCAGUCAGUGUCAGAACAUGCCAACAAAAGGUGCCUGGAAGAUGAUGGGUGCAUGUAGACUGAUUUUUUUCCAGGUAUCUGCUCACCGCUGUGCUGUCUUGUCUUUCUCAGUGGUCAGAGUUUGUAGUGUUCUUUGCGAUAGUCCUUUACACUCCUCUCUGAUUUCCAUAGGCCUCUGUUUAUAGAGUGGCAUAGGCAGGCAAGUGGUGUGUUUUUUUUUUUUAAUGUUUUUUUGCAAAUGUAUCGUGGUAUCCAGUGCAUUGACCUGUAACAUUCACUUAAGCCAUCCCUUCAACUGCAGGGGUCUUUAUCCCUUUCCAGAGAGAAGAGGAAAAGGAAGUUAAUCACUGUCACCCUAGAGGUAGUAGAGGUGAGGCUGGGGUACAGGGGCAGUUUCUGGCCUUUCCUUGUCCAUCUGCUCAUAGGCUGAUGCUGACUUAGCUGCUCAAAAGUGUCAGGUAUAUGGAAUACUUUUCUAUAUAAGCUGAGUUUGAAGUAAGGGUUACUGAGAAUGAUGUAGCUUUAAUUACAUUUUAGAGGGGAAGCUUUUGUCAAGUUGUCUUCAAAUUUAAAUUUAUUCUUCAUAUGAGAAGAAUAGAUACUAUUUAAGAGUAAACCAAAGGACAAGCAAGGAGUCCCUGUAACCAAAGAUGACCCGCACAGUGCUGGGGUGGCUAGGUCACCCGCUGCGCGUCCUGGAAAUGGUUCUUUCCUGAUGGGGAGGGGCCGGCAGCCGCACAUGAGCUUUAUGUCUUGUCUCCCCACCUGUGGUAGCAUCAUGGCUGCGUAUCACGCAGGAUGAGAAGCUUGAUUUAAACCCUUUAGUUGUACAUUAUUUGCACUACUUCAGUCAUAUCCUGUGCAGUCUCUUGAGCAAGACUAUUUUUAAAUAGUAGAGUAUCAUCAUUUUAUACAUAUUCUCUGCUACAGAAUUCGUAUUGCUUAUUUCAGCAAGAGAUUGUCUGCAUGGAAAAGAUUAAUAGCACUGAUAAGCUUUCUAAUAUUUUGCACUUUUUAAAUGUUUGUUUUUUUACAUGAUUAUAUUUAAAAGUUUCUGAAAUACUGAAAUAAAACCAUAUUGAGCAGUUGCCUA